Messenger RNA from Phymastichus coffea, 1260 nucleotides. RefSeq lists its product as uncharacterized. Bases 1 to 1260 code for a protein of 419 amino acids. Lineage: Eukaryota; Metazoa; Arthropoda; Insecta; Hymenoptera; Eulophidae. The transcript is spliced from 4 exons. The record is from RefSeq and is a predicted model, not a curated record.
AUGACGUCGGUGAAGUCGAUGAAAUCGAUCACGACGACCACCGACGAGCCGCCGUUGAGUCAGAGCUGCUGCGAGCAAUAUCUGUUCCUCUUGGAACUCUACGUAUGUCAGAUCAAGAGCAACAGGCUCGCGAAGCUCAACCAGUGCUUUUGCGUGCCUACCACCGUCGAGUUCUCGUUCCUCAAGUUCAAAAAGGACAAGAGCCUGCGACUGACGCCCGUGGACCCGAUGUUCGAGCCGCUGUCGGCGUUCGCCGAGGAUGCCGAGCCGUUCUACGCGGGCAAGAGCGUGCUCUUCGCGCUGGACAGCGGCGUCGUGGCGAGCGCCUACGGCAGCGACUUUGUCAUCAGGCUGGACGUGCAGAAGAAGAUGCCCGACAACGUCAAGCCCGACGUGUGGGUCGGCAAGGCCGAGAUCGACAUGAGCCUGCACUUCGCCGCUCUCAGUAAGGAGAUCAUCGACAGCUUCAAGUACACGGCGGCUGAGAUUCCGAGUCCGUCCAAGACCUUCGACGGCGAGGUGCCGCUGAGCUGGUGCGGCGAGGACUGCGGCAGCAUCGACGUGUACGCUCGCAUAUCCGGCUACGGCCAGACGGUGGUAACGGAAUUCGGGGCGCCGCGGCUGGACGCCUCGGUCUCGAGCUUCCUCUUCGCGGCCGACGACUGCGGGAACCGCGUGCCGCGAUACAAGUGCCACGUUCUCGAUCCCGACGCUUGUCGACUGUCCGACGUCUCGUCCAGCCAGGAGUGCAAGGUGUGCAAGCCGCCCAAGCUGCCGUGCGCGCCGUGUCGGGUCGGUUCCGGCGCCAUAGUCGCUGUCGGCAAGGCCGCGAAGAGGGAGGCUCCUCCGCCGGCUGCCGCGUCGGCCUACACCAAGACCAUUUGCAGUCCCAUUCAGACGAGCAGGGGACCCAAGGAGCCGUGCGGCAAGGCCGUGGUGUUAAAGGUCUCCGGUCUUCUGAACAAUGCCUGCAGCGACGAUCCGUGCAAGCCGUCGGAGCCUCGCGUGACCGUAGCCCCGGAAAGCGAAGCGCUAAACCCCGCUGACUUGAACAGCGACCCCGACCAUGACGUGUUCAUUCUGCGCAUUGGCAAGAAAGGCCUGGUGGGGGCGGACGAGAAGUCGGACAUCCAGCUGGAGAUGCGAACCCCCAAGGGGCCCGAACGCCGACCGCCCGUGAGACUCGAGACAAGAGAGAUGCAAACCGAGGAGGACAGCGGCAAGAAAGGCGCGGCUGGCAAGGGCAAGAAGAAGAAGUGA